UAUAUAUGUGUUGAUUGUAAGUAAUGAACAUAAGUGAAAAUCAGAAAAUAUUCAACAACUCUCAUUCUCUCUACUCUUUCCACUUUCUUCUCUCAAUAUUCUCUAUGUUUUGACAUGGUAUCAGAGCAGCGAUCUUGCUGACUCUAGUCUUGAAUUGUUGUUUCCAUCAUGGGAGAAGAUGAUUUUUCCCAUGUUGAAAGUAGCACCACCGAUCCUACUACUUUCACCGAAUUUGCUGCUCAAAUGGCUGAGUUGAUGAAGAUACAAGCAUCAACAUCGAAUACGACCCCGACCCCGACCCCGACUAUUACCUACGAAACCUCUCCUGCACAAAUUGGCAUUAAGUUGGAUGGCUCCAACUAUGCCUUAUGGUCUCAAGUUAUUGAGAUGUAUGUUGCUGGCAAGGAUAAGCUGGGAUAUCUCACUGGUGAACUCCCAGCACCUUCUCAGACGGACUCGACAUUCAACCGAUGGCGAACAGAAAAUGCAAUCGUGAAAGGGUGGCUAAUCAACUCCAUGGAGCCAAGGUUAAUUGGCAACUUCAUUAGAUUCUCGACGGCCAAAGGAGUUUGGGACGCAAUAGCCACAACUUACUUUGAUGGCUCUGACACCUCCCAGGUGUAUGAUCUUAAAAGACGAAUCUCCCGUAUGCGACAAGGGGGAGGUUCGAUUGAAGCUUACUACAAUGAUCUCCAAGGCUUAUGGCGAGAAAUCGAUUUUCGCCGUCCAAAUGAGAUGAAGUGCGAGUUGGAUAUCAAAAAAUACUAUGAUAUCAUCCAAGAAGAUCGAGUUUAUAUUUUCUUGGAUGGUUUGGAUGAUCGACUAGACAAAGCCCGAAGUGAUGUGCUCCAAAUGAGUCCAUUUCCUACAGUAGAGCAAGCUUAUGCUCAUGUUCGACGAGAAGAUAUCCGACAAACUGUGAUGUUAGGAGCUCCAACACCAACCGGAGUAGGAUUGGCAACAAAAGGAACAUACCGACCCUCUCGCCCAAUUCCAACUGCUCAUCUCCAGCUACAGACAGCUGCCAAUAAGACUACUCCACCUUCUCGACCCAAGGCUCCCACAGAUGGGAGUGGUUGCACUCACUGCGGGAAUCCAAAGCACACUCGAGAAACUUGUUUUAAACUACAUGGUUAUCCAGAUUGGUGGGAUGGUCUCAAGGCUCGUAAACUUGCUGCUGGAGGAACGGGUCGUGCUGCCCUUGUCACCUCGGAUCCUCUGGUAACGUUAAUUCCUCAUGAAGAGUCUACCUCAACAUCAGAAAAGGACUCUUCAUCUUUCAGUAACUCAGGAUAUUCUCACCAAGGAGAUCAUUGGUCGUGGUACUAAGAGAGGGGGGUUGUACUAUGUGGAUGAUUUCAGUAUGGGAAGGGCACAUAGUGUGAAGCACUCAUCGACUUGGAAGGAUCGACAACUUUGGUUA
This is a messenger RNA of Prunus avium (sweet cherry), 1423 nucleotides long. The record is from RefSeq and is a predicted model, not a curated record. Lineage: Eukaryota; Viridiplantae; Streptophyta; Magnoliopsida; Rosales; Rosaceae.